This is a messenger RNA of Micropterus salmoides (largemouth bass), 2950 nucleotides long. Its product is annotated as bifunctional 3'-phosphoadenosine 5'-phosphosulfate synthase 2-like. The record is from RefSeq and is a predicted model, not a curated record. The coding region runs from base 363 to 2207 and encodes 614 amino acids. Gene Ontology annotation, molecular function: ATP binding; adenylylsulfate kinase activity; sulfate adenylyltransferase (ATP) activity. NCBI's taxonomy places the organism in Eukaryota, Metazoa, Chordata, Actinopteri, Centrarchiformes, Centrarchidae. The transcript has 12 exons. Gene Ontology annotation, biological process: 3'-phosphoadenosine 5'-phosphosulfate biosynthetic process; sulfate assimilation.
AACAAAAGCUGGACUAAAUUAGCCUAUUGACGAGCAUAGACCGCAUCAAAAAAGUCCCGUCUUGCAGGUUUGAGUCAGUGCUCGGCCCCGUCGUAUUGUUAUUCUCGAGGAUUGGCUGCUGUACGGCAAAUUAUGUAUUGAGUAGGCCUACGUCUGAGGAGGGCUGGAGGGAGGCGGGGUAAACGGAGUGCUACGUGUCUUGGUAGUCCCUUUUAAAACCCCUCUCGUCUCUUUCGGUUGCCGCAGCCAAAAGUUUAGAGGUUACAGCCCAAGCGAGCGGCGGUCUCCUCCAUCCAGGCCUGUGUGUGUGAGAGUGAAACCCGGUGUUCAGCAGUCCGUCGGCGGCGUUACACUCGUGCGAAAUGUCUGGAGUGAAAAAGCUUCGUACGAAUCUCAACAGGUCGACCAACGUGGUGUACCAGGCCCAUCAUGUCAGCCGGAGCAAGAGAGGGCAGGUCGUGGGCACCAGGGGAGGCUUCAGAGGCUGUACUAUCUGGCUCACCGGUUUGUCUGGUGCAGGGAAGACCACCAUCAGUUUUGCCCUGGAAGAGUUCCUUGUGUCUCACGCCAUCCCUUGCUACUCGCUGGACGGAGACAACAUUCGCCAGGGCCUGAACAAGAACCUGGGCUUCACUGCCGAAGACCGUGAGGAGAACAUCCGUCGCAUCGCUGAGGUGGCCAAACUGUUUGCGGACGCUGGGCUGGUGUGCAUCACCAGUUUCAUCUCUCCUUAUUCCAAGGAUCGCGAGGAGGCGAGGAAAAUACAUGCAAGUGCCGGGCUGCCAUUUUUUGAGGUGUUCAUCCAUGCUCCUCUUGAGGUGUGUGAGAGCAGGGAUGUGAAAGGACUUUACAAGAAGGCUCGCGCUGGAGAGAUCAAAGGUUUCACUGGGAUUGACUCAGAUUAUGAGCGUCCUGAGGUUCCAGAUCUUGUGCUGAAAACGGGAGAGCUCUCUGUGAACGAGUGCCUCCACCAAGUGUUGGAGCUGCUCAGGGACCAGAAUAUUGUACCAAGCGGGAUCAUGGAGGAGCUGAAUGAACUCUUUGUUCCAGAGAACAAGCUGAAUCUCGCUGUGGCUGACGCAAACACACUUCCCACCAUCAGCAUCACCAAGCUGGAUCUACAGUGGGUGCAGGUUUUGGCAGAGGGCUGGGCUAGCCCUCUGAAGGGCUUCAUGAGAGAGAGAGAAUACCUCCAGGUUUUACACUUUGGCAACCUGCUGGAUGACGGGGCCAUCAACAUGUCUAUUCCCAUCGUCCUGCCUGUUAGCACUGAGACCAAGCAGAGGCUGGACGGCUCUGCGGCUGUAGCGCUCGAGUACCAGGGUUCACGCGUGGCUAUUCUCAGGAACCCAGAGUUCUACGAACACCGCAAGGAGGAACGCUGUGCCAGACAGUGGGGCACCACAUGUCCACAGCACCCUUACAUUAAGAUGGUUAUGGAGGGAGGUGAUUGGCUGGUAGGUGGUGACCUGGAGGUGCUAGAGAGAAUCAAAUGGAACGACGGACUUGACCAGUAUCGCUUUACUCCGCUGGAGCUCAAGCAGAAGUUCAAAGACAUGAAAGCAGAUGCUGUAUUCGCAUUCCAGCUGCGUAACCCGGUCCACAAUGGUCACGCCAUGUUGAUGCAGGACACCAAGCGCCGUCUGCUGGAGCGAGGCUACAAGAAUCCAGUCCUCCUGCUGCACCCACUUGGCGGCUGGACCAAAGAUGACGAUGUGCCCCUGGACUGGCGGAUGAAGCAGCAUGCUGCUGUCUUGGAGGAGGGUAUCCUGGACCCAGCCAGCACCAUUGUUGCCAUCUUCCCCUCACCCAUGAUGUACGCUGGACCCACAGAGGUCCAGUGGCACUGUAGAGCCAGAAUGAUCGCCGGAGCAAACUUCUACAUUGUUGGCCGGGACCCUGCAGGAAUGCCUCACCCGGAGACUAAACAGGACCUGUAUAACCCCACCCACGGAGGCAAGGUCCUCACCAUGGCCCCUGGCCUCACCUCUGUGGAAAUCAUCCCCUUCAGAGUAGCUGCCUACAACAAGACAAAGAAGGCUAUGGACUAUUACGAAAAAGAGCAACAUGCCGAGUUCGAGUUCAUCUCUGGAACCAAGAUGAGGAACAUGGCUCAGAGUGGAGAGAACCCUCCAGAUGGUUUCAUGGCCCCCAAGGCCUGGAAGGUGUUGGUUGAGUACUACACCUCUUUUCAGAAGGACAAGUAAUGACUCAGCUCAACAGCAUACUACAAAUACACAUAGUCGGUUCUUAAAGGGGGUUGAAUAUACAUCCCUUUUAUUCGUAUUUUAGAUGGGUUAUUCUUUUAUAUUAAAUAAAAAUAAAUUGAGAGUGAUGAAUUUGCUAUGAAUAACGAUCCAGUCUUGUCAGGGUGGGUGUUUUGUACAAUAAAUCAAAAUGACUUCUCUUAAGCAGUUGCAGUAUAUGCAAAUUAAUUUAAGCUUUGUAUUUUAGUAAAUUAAAGUUAAGAUUUUUUUUAAAUAUUAAUAUUUUAAGUUUAGGAGCGUAUCCCAAGGCAGUGUAAUCAUUUUUGACAUUUACAUGUAAUAUCUGAAGGAUGCAUGACAAAAAAAACAAAGUGUUGAUUUCACUUUUAUAGCAUUUUAUGGCAAUUAUAUUUCUGUCUGUCCAGUUAUUUGUGUGACCUGUAUGAAAGUUACCAAUGGUACCUAUUUGAUUCACAUGUAUGGAUGUCUAUUAAUGAAUCAUGUUGAUGUUUAAAUGUGAAAUACAACAUAGAUGUUUUUUAUAAUGUAAAAUGUGCCUUUCUCUCAAAUAUCAACAUUAUAAAAACAGCCAUUGUUUAAAUUUCUUGCUGGUGUUUGCCUGAAAUGAGAUUUGUGUGAUGUUAUGAAGUGGGCAUGUGCAUUCAUGUAAUACAGACCAGAAAUUUUAGCACUACAAAGUAUGUUAAAUGCAGUAAUAAAGGAGUUUAUUUGUUAAUAUGAAA